AAAGGGACAGACACUAGACUAUAAAAACACUCUAACAGCUUAGAUGGAGCUGGUGCACUAAAGAAACCACCUUUAUACUAAAAUCAAGCAGAGCGCAGAACUAGAACAGAUACCAUGCUGGACACUUUCAUUCUUGCCUGGAUUCUCAUCUUUCUCCUCUUCCUCUUCGUCAGGAUCCAGAGACCCAAGAACUUUCCUCCUGGACCCCGGCCUGUGCCCCUAUUCGGGAAUCUAUUUGAGCUGAACAUCACCAAUCCACUGAAAGACUUUGAGAGGUUGGCUGAGCGCUAUGGGAACGUUUACAGUCUCUACUUUGGAAGAACACCAGCCGUGUUUCUUACUGGUUUCAAGGCUGUGAAGGAAGCUCUGGUGACCAAGGCUUUAGACUUUUCAGGACGUCCACAAAACAUCAUAAUGAGCCAUCUAACGCAAGGAAAUGGGGUUGUAUUUCUCAACUAUGGUCCUGCCUGGAGGGAGCAUCGGCGCUUUUCCCUCAUGACCCUGAGGAACUUUGGCAUGGGGAAGCGGUCUAUGGAGGACAGGAUUCUGGGAGAGAUCGAACACCUUACUGCACGUUUGGAGAAAAGUGCUGGAGGCUGCAUCAACCCUCAGACUUUGUUUCAUGAAGUGGCAUCGAAUGUCAUCUACCAGGUUUUAUAUAGCACUCGCUAUGACUAUCAUGACAAAACCCUACAGGAGUAUGUCAACUACUUCACUAAAAUUACGAAGAUUGCAGGAGGACCCUGGGGAAUGAUAUAUGAUGCUCUUCCUAUUGUGAGAGCCCUGCCUCUUCCCUUUAAGAAAGCCUUCACAUAUUUUGAGGAAAUCAAAAAAAUGAUAGCAAGCAGGGUCAGCAAACACAAGACAUCCAGAGUCCCAGGAGAGCCAGAAAACUUUGUCGACUGCUAUCUGGACGUACUUGAUAAGGGAGCAAAUGGGGGAACCUACUUUAAUGAUGCAGAUCUUGUGAGAACCAUCAUGGACCUGCAUGGUGGUGGGACAGAAACCACCUCCAACACCCUCCUAACAGCGUUCCUCUACCUCAUGACCAAACCAGACAUUCAGGAGAGAUGUCAGAAGGAGAUUGAUGAGAUUCUGGAGGGUAAAGCUCAUGUAUCUUUUGAGGACAGACACAAGAUGCCGUACACACAUGCUGUGAUCCACGAGUGUCAGCGCGUCGCCAGCACCUUCCCUCUCAGUGUACAGCACUGCACCACAAGAGAUACUGAACUGAUGGGUUACAGCAUCCCAAAGGGUACUCUAAUCAUCCCGAACCUCUACUCAGUGCUGAGUGAAGAAGGCCAGUGGAAGUUUCCUCAUGAGUUCAAUCCAGCUAACUUCCUGAAUGAGCAGGGACAGUUCGAGAAGCCUGAGGCCUUCCUGCCCUUUUCCAUUGGUUAGAGUUCUGAACAGUGGCCUCGUGUGUGUCUUGGUGAAGGUCUGGCUCGCAUGGAGCUCUUCCUCAUCUUGGUCACUCUGCUGCGCCGGUUCUACUUCUUCUGGCCUCAAGAUGCAGGAGAACCAGACUUCACUCCUGUAUUUGGAGUCACACUCACACCCAAACCGUAUAGGAUGGGACUUAGACUGAGAUAAGUAGCCAGAGAAACGUAGAAACUGAAGAAGUAUUAACUAUUUCAUUCUCAAAUAGAGCUGAAUCUAAUUUAACACACUGUAAUACACAAGAAUCAAGAGGAAUGUAGGACAGGGUGCCAUGAAUUUGUGUAAUGACAAUUUGAAAAUUAUAGUGGAAUAGAAAAUGCAGAUUUUCAAUAUGAAUGAAGGUCAGAUUAGAUUGUAAACAUCAAAUGAAUAAUAACAAUAAUCAAAUAAAAAUCCAUGCAUUUUAAUAUUAGGAAAAAUACUUUGUAGCUAUGUAUGAAAACCACUUCACUAUUAGUUUAAAAUCAACUUGCAUUGUAACUCUAACUUUACCACACCAUUAAGGAACUUCAUUCAGUGAUUUACAUGCUGUUAUCAAAUAAAGUUUUAUCUUUGAUCCA
Molecule: messenger RNA, 2000 nt
Organism: Colossoma macropomum (tambaqui)
Lineage: Eukaryota; Metazoa; Chordata; Actinopteri; Characiformes; Serrasalmidae
Product: cytochrome P450 2J6-like
Exons: 9
Coding region: 115-1401 (428 amino acids)
Biological process (GO): xenobiotic metabolic process
Cellular component (GO): cytoplasm; intracellular membrane-bounded organelle
Molecular function (GO): heme binding; iron ion binding; oxidoreductase activity, acting on paired donors, with incorporation or reduction of molecular oxygen, reduced flavin or flavoprotein as one donor, and incorporation of one atom of oxygen
Source: RefSeq, a predicted model, not a curated record